UCCCUGGUGAAAUUCUUCACUGUGCAUGGCCGCCGCGGGCGUUAUCGUUUCCAUGACAGCGAACAAUUGUUUUUCGUUUAUUUAGACAUGGCAUCCGAACAGUGGUUGUCAAUGAUAGAAAAGGCAAAGAAAACAGCAAUAAUACAAGAAGGGAAGAGGAAAGUACACUUUUUACUGGAAGAUGGCAGGGAAAUGGUUGAAGAGUAUAAUUUGGACACAAAUGUUCUAACUCGACGAACCUGGCGAGAAAAAGGGAAAUUGGGUCAAAACACAGGUUGGAGCGUUGAAAUAGGCGAUCCGGAACCAAAGCAAGAAGAAAAUCUAUCGAUAACUGGCAUUCGAGAAUCCCCUAAUGGUCCUAUGAUUACAAGACGGAUAACAAAAACCGCCUUAGAAUGGAGAAUAAGAAAUUUGCCUUAUGCCAAAGAUGUUUACAGUAUAACAGCUGAAGAAGAUAGCACGAUAACGAUACGCACGAGUAAUAAAAAAUAUUACAAAAAAAUUAGAGUGCCCGAUUUAGAAAGGGUGGGACUGAAACCAGAGCAGGAACGGAUAUCGUGGACACAUCAAUUCAAUACUUUGAUAAUAACUUACAAAAAGCCCCCACUCGUUUUGGAUUUGGAGAAAAAAGUUCUUCAAGAAGUGCUUCAACUUAAGGCACUGAAAGACGGGGAUGUUCAAUGUCCUACCAGUUAAAACCAUUGCGUGCUAAUAAUGUUAUUCUGAAAUAUGUAUGCAUUAUAAGUGAUUAUUACCAUAAACUAAAAUUGUAAGUUUUAUAAUUAAAAACUUCUAUUUCUUUUUCCUCA
Molecule: messenger RNA, 809 nt
Organism: Venturia canescens
Lineage: Eukaryota; Metazoa; Arthropoda; Insecta; Hymenoptera; Ichneumonidae
Product: protein DPCD
Exons: 4
Coding region: 88-696 (202 amino acids)
Source: RefSeq, a predicted model, not a curated record